GGUGAACAUGAUCUAGCAUCUUUUAUUUUCACGGUAUAAACUUUGAACUAUCAUAAUCAAUGUACAUUUUGCAACGGGAAAAUACUGUCGCACUUGACCAAGAAGUAUAGCAGUAUUUGUCACAUUCACAGCAUGAAUGCAUAGAUGUAUACCGUACUGGAUCCUUGCUCUGUGCAGUAGCAGAUCGAGUUGGCCAAUUUGACAUAAACAGUUCUACUUGGUACUUACUUCAUGUACUUGGUACUUGGUGGUCACAAAAGGAUACAAUGGCUGAAAUUUGUCUGAAGAGUAGGGCUGUUCUGCGAACUCCUAUUGGACCAGUUAGUGUGACGGCAUGCAAGACUGGUGUCCACAACAUCAACUUAACGGCAGCGACAGAAAUACCUGGCAAAAAGUUUGCUGUGGCAGUCACAGAGGCACCAGACCAUUGGCCAGGUCCUCUGAGGAAGUGUGUUGAUUGGUUGACUGUGUACUUCAAAGAUGCCAAAGCAGCCAAUCAGAUGCCUCUUCCACCAUUUCAUCGCCCGACUGCAAAAACGGAUUCCUUCACCUAUAAAGUCUGGGAGACUUUAACCAAUCAAGUUCAGUGUGGGGAGACAGUCUCGUACGGCCAACUCGCAGCCAUGGCCGGGAACGACAAAGCCUGUCGGGCGGUAGGGGGCGCCAUGCGUGCCAACCAGAUCCCGAUCCUGAUGCCUUGCCACCGCGUGACCAAGAGUGAUGGCGCGCUGGGCAACUACAUGGCUGGGAAGGGGAACACUCUUAAAAAAUGGCUGCUCGAACAUGAGGGAGCUGUUGUCAAGUAAAAGUUCGCUUGUUCCCACAAAUCCUUUCCAAGAGAGAUGGUGAAUUACCUCGAUCAACUUUACUUGUUCAUUUGUUAACUGGGGUUUAGUAUCUCUGUGUGCGCAUGAACCACAGGUACAGCAGGUUUAAACAGUCAACUCUUGUUACUACACAGGCAUGCAACUUUUCCUCGGAUCAGCCGAUUUCCUUUUUUGUUUACUUCCCAUGUGUGCCAUUAAAAAAUAGAAAAACACUGUACAAAGUCUUGGAAAGAUUUGAAUUUCCUCUUUUUUUGUGACUUCCCAGUUGCAUGCCUGAAUACAAACUCAGCCGGACCUAGCCAAAAUGUUUGUUAUAUCAGAAUUUUGUAUUAAGUCGAGUGCCGGUCCCAUUCAUUGUGCACAGUCAGGACCUGGGCUUUACAUUUGCUAUAACCAGAAUUUGUAUUAAUGGUGUUUGUAUUAACAAGAGUCGACUGUACCAUUUUUAUACAUUGAUAAUGACAAAUGACCUACCCACAAUGAUUUGGGGCAUCUGCAUUUCCUUAAGGAGAUUUUGUGAAAGGGAUUAUAUCUGUCGCCGUUGGAUCUAGCGCAGGGACGAAUGAAAAAUAAUUGUUGGUUAUCUGAAAUAGUGAAGCACAUGCUUUGUAAAUAGCAAAUAUAGGUUAACAGUUUUUGUUAGAAGAUAUAGGAAACAAUUUAGCAAAGUGAGCAUAUUUCUUGGGUUUUUUUUUUCUUUUUCUUUUUCAUUGCUUAGGAUGUUAUGCUUUUUCACAUUUUGCUUUCCAUUUUGCCUUCCACCAGUGAGCACUUCUUGCAUUUUCGCUUUCGAAAAAUAAGAUUUCGGAGAUUAAAAUUUUGAGGCCAGUACUUAUUACAUGUAUUCACAAGCUAUUUAUACAUUUUAUCAAGCACAUGUACGCAGAAAUUCGAUGUAAAUGCGAUUUUAUUAAUGGUGU
Molecule: messenger RNA, 1747 nt
Organism: Patiria miniata (bat star)
Lineage: Eukaryota; Metazoa; Echinodermata; Asteroidea; Valvatida; Asterinidae
Gene: mgmt
Product: methylated-DNA--protein-cysteine methyltransferase-like
Exons: 4
Coding region: 267-806 (179 amino acids)
Biological process (GO): DNA repair
Cellular component (GO): nucleus
Molecular function (GO): methylated-DNA-[protein]-cysteine S-methyltransferase activity
Source: RefSeq, a predicted model, not a curated record